This is a messenger RNA of Trifolium pratense (red clover), 1963 nucleotides long. RefSeq names its product tetracycline resistance protein, class A-like. The record is from RefSeq and is a predicted model, not a curated record. Gene Ontology annotation, molecular function: transmembrane transporter activity. The transcript is spliced from 14 exons. Bases 160 to 1482 code for a protein of 440 amino acids. Gene Ontology annotation, biological process: transmembrane transport. Lineage: Eukaryota; Viridiplantae; Streptophyta; Magnoliopsida; Fabales; Fabaceae.
CGUUUAAAUGGUAGAAGCAACCGAAUUAAGCAAAGAUUAUAAGUAGAAAACAGAGUGACAUUAUAACACAUACAUAACAUAACAUAACCUCUCUCACUCUUUUCCAAAUUGAUACACAUAAAAGGCCAAACCCAAUAUAGAGAGAUAUUUAUUUAUAUUAUGGAAGGAUUAAGAGGACUUGGUCAUUUAUUUGUGACAAUGUUUAUAGCAGGUGUUGGAGGAUUUAUAGCUAUUCCUUCAAUAACAGAUGUAACAAUGUCUGCACUAUGUCCUGGUCAAGAUGAAUGCUCUCUUGCCAUUUACCUCACUGGUUUUCAACAUGCUAUGAUUGGAGUUGGGUCAGUGGUUACGACACCAUUAAUUGGAAAUUUGUCUGAUCGCUACGGUAGGAAAGUCUUGAUCACACUUCCUCUCACCGUCUCUCUCAUUCCUCAAGCAAUAUUGGCAUAUAGCAGGGAAACAAAAUUCUUCUAUGCAUACUAUUUGGUGAAAACUCUUGCUGCCCUUGCAGGCGAAGGCAGCCUCCAUUGCUUAGCUCUUGCAUAUGUGGCAGACAAAGUUCCAGUUGGAAAACGAGCAUCAGCAUUCGGAAUACUUGCUGGUGUUGGAUCAGCAUCGUUUGUUGGUGGAACAUUAGCUGCUAGAUUCUUAUCCACGGCUUUGACAUUUCAGGUUGCUUCAGUGUUCUCAAUGAUAGCAUUGGUGUACAUGAGAAUUUUCCUCAAGGAAAGUGAACCUAUGAGGCAGCCAUUGUUGAAAGAGGCAGAUGAACCAUGCAUUCAACAGUGUGAGGAUGAUAUGCCUCAAAGAACAUUUAAGAAACUGCCUUCAAUGGGGGAUGUAAUUUGUUUGCUCAAGUGUAGCCCUACAUUCUCACAAGCAGCAAUUGUUUUGCUCUUCAAUAGUCUUGCUGAUGGCGGCUUGAUGUCUAUUUUGAUGUAUUAUUUGAAGGCACGUUUUCAAUACAACAAGAAUCAGUUUGCCGAUUUGAUGAUGAUUUCCGGGAUUGGAGCUACUCUGACACAACUAUUCCUCAUGCCCAUAUUAGUACCUGCUGUAGGAGAGGAGAAGUUGCUCACAACAGGUCUCUUUGUUUCCUGCAUAAGUAUCCUCGUGCACAGCAUAGCAUGGUCAGCAUGGGUUCCUUAUGCUCUAGCAGGUUUCUCAGUUUUAGGAGUUCUAGUGCGCCCAACUAUAACCAGCAUUGCAUCCAAACAAGUUGGACCUAACGAACAGGGAAUGCUUCAAGGAUGUCUCUCAGGAGUCACUUCUGUCGCCAACAUAAUUUCUCCGCUAGUUUUCAGUCCACUGACAGCCUUAUUCCUGUCAGAAGAUGCACCAUUUAAUUUUCCUGGAUUCAGCCUAAUGUGCCUUGGGCUAAUACUGAUGACAGCAUUUUUCCUUAGUCUAAUGAUUCGCGCUCCUCCUCCUAUUGUGGGUGACAAAGUUAGUAAAAACUGCUGCACAGAAACCUUGGUCUGAGGUGGGAGAUAAGUCUGCUUCCUAUUUGUGUGCAAAAGCAACAAACAUUAUCUUUCAUUCAUCAUUUCGCCUCAGCAAAAAUGUUGUACAUAUCCUAGAAUGAAUGCUUUGACACGUGGAGACCAAGAACACUCAAUGGUGAAUUACAGGAACAUGAUUCAGUUAAGUUAGUUUUGAAAAUAGUAAUUAGGUAAACCAACUGGUGUAGAGCACAGAAUUUCCCUGCAAUUAUGAAGAGGGAAUGUGGUAUGUAUUUAUGAGCCACAGUAUCUCAUCAGUUGUGUUUUAAAUCAUUGCAAUAUUAUUUAUUGUAUUCAAACAGCCUUGCAUAUGUUGUUCAUAUUUUUAGCUGUUAUAAUUUUUUUCCGGAGUUAUCCUCUGCUAGAGGGACCCGUUUGGAACACAGGUUUCCAUACAUAAAUUAGUGAAGGACUGUGUAAUAUUUAGUAUGUUUUAUGUUAUGGAUGAUUGAUUUCAAGCA